CCGAUUGGGAGAAGACACGCAUCCCCAUAUGAAACAAUAAUCAUACCGGCGAGCAUCCUCGCAGGGUCCAAACGCUGCGCACCACCUCUAUUUCUUUUCCGUCGCAUGCUUCAGGUUUGAUCCGAUAGCUCCGCCCGGAGUCUCUCUGACCAUGGCGGACGUCGACCCCGGCCUAGAGCCAAACCACCCCGCGGCCGACCUGCCCGAAUCCGAGCAGGCCUCCGUGAAUACAACUAUGGAAGAAGCUCAAGAAGCUCCGCCAAAGUUGGCUUCUGAUAAGCCGUCUAAUUUCUCCGAGAAGGCAGAAUGGCAAGAAGUGACGGAGCAACAGGAGCAGGAGAUACAACAAGAACGACAGGAAGAAGACAAUAAACAAAACGAAGCCGAGGAGCCGCAACAGGCAGCGAGCGAGCAAGAUGCCGAUGAUGAAAUGAAGCCCGAAGUUCCGCCGAAGGAUACAACGGAGGAGAGCACCAAUGGCCUUGAGGAUGAACAGCAGCAGCAGGCUGAUGUCGCGCCUCCCGAAAUUCACGAACCCGAGCCAGCCGACGACAAUGCGCCGCCAGAUGCUCGAAUGCGCUCUGACUCGCGGUCAACCACGGCUACUUUUGCGACGCAUCGAUCUACGGUUGUCAGCUCGACAGUUUUCAUCGUGACUGCCCUCGACACCAUUGGCGCCUCCCGCGAAGCCCGCCGAAGUAAGGAGCUUGAGGAGUCGGUUCAAGUAGCCUUGGCGAAUGUCAAACAGUCGGAUGGACAACCUAUCGACCCCGAGCUUAUCUUCCGUCCUCUACACUUGGCAAGCAAGACUCUCAGUAUUCCGCUCCAGGUGACUGCCCUCGAUUGCAUUGGCAAACUCAUCACAUACUCUUACUUUGCCUUCCCCUCCGCCGAAUCCGAAAGCGAGGCUACCCCGGAGAAGUCGCCCCUGAUCGAACGAGCCAUUGACGCGAUUUGUGACUGUUUUGAAAAUGAGGCGACUCCCAACGAGAUUCAGCAACAGAUCAUCAAGUCUUUGCUGGCUGCCGUGCUGAAUGAUAAGAUUGUGGUGCAUGGAGCUGGUCUCCUGAAAGCAGUUCGCCAGAUCUAUAAUAUCUUCAUCUACUCCAAGUCGAGCCAGAACCAGCAAAUCGCUCAAGGCUCGCUGACUCAGAUGGUUAGCACGGUAUUCGAUAGAGUUCGAGUCCGCUUGGAUCUGAAAGAGCUUCGGAAUCGCGAGGUUGAUAAAGUCACCGGUACCAAUCUUGAUGCGUUGGCAAGUGACCAAGGUCAGAUCUCAGAGGUUGCUUCUGUAUCUGCGGUCGACCAAGGGGAUCAAACGGAUCCGUCAGACCAGCCAGUCACCAAAGAACCCAACUCGGAGAAACUCACUCUGCAGAGCUUCGAGUCGCCUAAGGAGGUGACCACUGUCAAUGACAAUGCACCCACUACUGUCACCCGUGCCAAGUUAUCUCGAUCUACCACGGCCCGAUCGAUGUCGGGCAUCCCUGAGGAGAGAGAAGAUGACAACUCGACCGAGGAUGAUGUGGAUGAAGUCUACGUCAAGGACGCUUUCUUGGUCUUUCGCGCAUUGUGUAAGCUGAGCCACAAGAUUCUUGGCCAUGACCAGCAACAAGAUAUCAAGUCACAAAACAUGCGGUCGAAGGUGCUCUCACUGCAUCUCAUCCACUAUCUUAUCAACAACCACAUUACCACCUUCACCUCGCCGCUUGCCGCAAUCAAGAACAGCUCAUCCAGCACCGAGGCCAUGACACUCCUCCAGGCUGUGCGGCCCCACCUUUGCCUAAGUCUCAGCCGGAAUGGUUCCAGCUCCGUUCCCCAUGUCUUCAAGGUCUGCUGUGAGAUUUUCUGGUUGAUGCUCAAGGACAUGCGGGUGAUGUUGAAGAAGGAGCUGGAGGUGUUCCUUAAGGAGAUCUACCUAGCUAUUCUCGAGAAGCGCGCUGCCCCUUCUUUCCAGAAGCAAUACUUUAUGGAAGUUUUGGAACGACUGGGAGGCGAUCCUCGUGCUUUGGUGGAGAUCUAUCUCAACUAUGAUUGUGACCGGACGGCGUUGGAGAACAUCUUUCAAAAUAUCGUCGAGCAGCUCUCGCGGUACUCGAGCCUGCCGGUCACUACAACGGCUUCCCAACAACAAUACUUCCAGGACCAUCAUACCAAGAUGACUAGCACUGGGGCUGAGUGGCGCCAGCGUGGAACUCUGCCUCCAUCUCUCACCACCGCCAAUAUCACACCACCUCCCCAACCUGCCGCGCCUAGCAUUCCUUCAGAUUAUAUCUUGAAGCAUCAAGCUGUAGAAAGCCUCGUCGAGAUGCUACGUUCUUUGGACAACUGGGGCUCUCAACGUCUGGACGAUCAAGUUGCUGCCGCGGCCGCCGCUCAGUCACUUGGACCAGUCAAGUCGAUGGACAACUCCCGCGAAUCACUGGAUACUAACGUGCUGAUUUCGCCACGCCCAGAGAUCAGCGAUGCAGGCACUGGUCGAUCUACUCCCGUGCCUGAAGAUGACCCCAACGAGAUUGAAAAGGUCAAACAGCGCAAGAUCGCUAUGAUGAACGCCAUUCAACAGUUCAAUUUCAAGCCCAAGCGUGGUAUCAAGCUUUUGCUUUCGGAAGGCUUCAUUCGUUCGGAUUCUCCCGAGGACAUUGCCAGCUUCUUACUUCGCAAUGAUCGUCUUGACAAGGCUAUGCUCGGCGAGUACUUGGGUGAAGGCGAACCCGAAAACAUCGCCAUCAUGCAUCAGUUUGUCGACCAGAUGGAUUUCACCAAACGACGUUUCGUUGAUGCUCUUCGGUCUUUCCUGCAAACCUUCCGGUUGCCUGGCGAGGCGCAAAAGAUUGAUCGGUUCAUGCUCAAGUUUGCAGAACGGUACACAACUCAGAAUCCCAAUGCCUUCGCCAACGCAGACACGGCGUAUGUCUUGUCGUACUCCGUCAUCAUGCUCAACACCGAUCAGCACAGCUCUAAAAUGAAGGGCCCACGAAUGACCAAGGAGGACUUUAUCAAGAACAAUCGCGGUAUUAACGACAACCAGGACCUACCGACCGAGUAUCUCAUUUCGAUUUAUGAGGAGAUCGCCAACAAUGAGAUUGUUCUCGACACCGAGCGAGAACACGCGGCCAAUUUGGGUAUCCAGACCUCUGCUCCUACCGGGCUAGCAACUCGAGCUGGACAGGUAUUUGCUACCGUCGGUCGAGACAUCCAAGGCGAGAAGUAUGCGCAGGCGUCCGAGGAAAUGGCCAACAAGACCGAGCAGUUAUAUCGCUCCCUCAUCCGAGCCCAGCGCAAAACAGCCGUCCGUGACGCUCUUUCUCGUUUCAUCCCCGCCACUUCGGUUCGACACGUUGGAUCAAUGUUCAACGUUACCUGGAUGUCGUUCUUGUCAGGAUUGUCAGCCCCAAUGCAAGAUACCCAGAACCUUGAGACCAUCCGACUUUGCAUGGAGGGUCUUAAGCUGGCCAUUCGCAUCAGCUGCGAGUUUGAUCUGGAAACCCCUCGCGUCGCGUUUGUUACUGCCUUGGCAAAAUUCACCAACCUUGCAAAUGUUCGCGAAAUGAUGCCGAAGAACGUGGAAGCCUUGAAGGCACUGCUUGACGUUGCUUUCACGGAGGGCAACCGUCUGCGUGGCUCGUGGCGAGAGAUUCUAACCUGCGUUAGCCAGCUUGAUCGAUUGCAGCUGUUGAGUGAUGGCGUGGACGAAGGGUCUCUGCCCGAUGUCUCACGGGCGCCCACGGCAUCCUCAGAUACUGCUUCUCGCAAGUCCAUGCAGUCCACCAGAAGACCUCGGCCACGGUCGGUUGGGGGACCCUCGGCCUUCCGCAUGGAGAUCGCCAUGGAAAGCCGGUCCGCCGAUAUGGUCCGCGGUGUUGAUCGCAUCUUCACCAACACCGCAAAUCUGUCUCACGAAGCCAUUAUUGACUUUGUGCGGGCAUUGAGCGAGGUUAGCUGGCAAGAAAUACAGUCCUCUGGACACAGCGACUCUCCUCGCACGUACAGUCUGCAGAAGCUGGUUGAAAUCAGUUACUACAACAUGACUCGUGUCAGGAUUGAAUGGUCCAAGAUUUGGGAGGUUCUAGGCCAGCAUUUCAAUCAGGUUGGCUGCCACUCUAACACAACCGUGGUGUUCUUCGCGCUGGAUUCCCUGCGACAGCUGUCAAUGCGCUUCAUGGAGAUUGGCGAAUUGCCCGGUUUCAAAUUCCAAAAGGAUUUCCUCAAGCCUUUUGAGCAUGUCAUGGCUAACAGUACUACUGCUGCCGUCAAGGACAUGAUUCUUCGCUGUCUCAUCCAGAUGAUUCAGGCGCGUGGUGACAACAUCCGGUCCGGAUGGAAGACCAUGUUUGGUGUAUUCACUGUUGCAGCUCGCGAACCUUAUGAGGGAAUUGUGAACAUGGCCUUUGAUCAUGUCACCCAAGUCUACAACACUCGCUUCGGGGUUGUGAUCACCCAGGGUGCCUUCGCUGACCUGAUCGUUUGUUUGACCGAGUUUUCCAAGAAUUCCAAAUUUCAAAAGAAGUCACUACAAGCGAUCGAGACGCUCAAGUCCACGGUUACAAAGAUGCUGCGCACUCCAGAGUGCCCACUCUCCCACCGCGGCGACACCGCUGCUCCACACUUCCAAGAAGAAGGCACUAACCUUGCCAAGCAACUCACUCGCCAGUCGCAAGAAGAGCAGUUCUGGUAUCCCAUUCUUAUUGCCUUCCAGGAUGUGUUGAUGACCGGUGAUGAUCUCGAGGUCCGGUCUCGCGCACUGACCUACCUCUUUGAUACACUUAUUCGACAUGGAGGCGACUUCCCCCGUGAUUUCUGGGAUGUUCUCUGGCGACAGCUGCUUUGCCCAAUCUUCGUGGUCCUACAGUCCAAGUCUGAAAUGUCCAAGGUUCCUAAUCAUGAGGAUCUUUCCGUCUGGCUGUCCACAACGAUGAUCCAAGCUUUGCGCAACAUGAUUACUCUCUUCACUCACUAUUUCGAGUCAUUAGAGUAUAUGCUGAGCCGGUUCUUGGAGUUGCUGACCUUGUGUAUCUGUCAAGAGAAUGAUACCAUUGCUCGCAUUGGUAGCAACUGUCUACAGCAGUUGAUCCUGCAGAAUGUUUCCAAGUUCCGAGAGGAACAUUGGACUCAGAUCGUGGGUGCAUUCAUCGAGCUCUUCAGCAAGACAACUGCUUAUGAGCUCUUCACGGCGGCGGCAUCCGUGUCGAAAUUGAGCGAGACCCCUGUCAUCGCCACCACCAACGGUGAUGUCGCCCAGUCCGAUGCCACAUCUGGCGAGCUUUCUGACUCGCUUCAGCCGAACGGAUCUCAAAGCACUGCCUCCCUUCAGGAUGAAAGCGAUCCGCCCGCCCAGAGUGAGGCCCGUGCCGAGCUGGAAGACUACCGGCCGCCGACGGACUCACAACAGCAACCCGCAGCCGUCACUGCGGCGCGUCGUCGCUUUUUCAAUCGGAUCAUCACCAACUGCGUUUUGCAGUUGCUCAUGAUCGAGACGGUGCACGAGCUCUUCUCCAACGACAAUGUCUAUGCUCAGAUUCCCAGCCACGAGCUCUUGCGGUUGAUGGCCCUGCUGAAGAAGAGUUAUCAAUUUGCCAAGAAGUUCAACGAGGACAAGGAUCUUCGCAUGCAGCUCUGGCGUCAAGGGUUCAUGAAGCAGCCACCCAACUUGUUGAAGCAAGAGAGUGGUAGUGCUGCCACCUACGUGCAUAUACUCUUCCGAAUGUAUCAUGACGAGCGCGAGGAGAGACAGAGCAGUCGCGCCGAGACCGAGGCAGCUCUUAUUCCACUCUGUGCCGAUAUUAUUCGCAGCUUUGUCCGCCUCGACGAAGAGAGCCAGCACCGCAACAUUGUGGCCUGGCGUCCGGUGGUGGUGGAUGUGAUUGAUGGGUAUAAUAACUUCCCCCAGGACGGGUUCGAUAAGCACAUCGAGACCUUCUACCCACUUGGUGUAGAGCUUCUGAGCCGCGAUCUCAAUCCGGAGAUUCGCGUCGCGUUGCAGGCACUUCUCCGUCGGAUCGGCGAAGUCCGGCUGGGCGUUGCUCCGUCCAACCCGUUGGACGCUCCGAUCAGCCCGCGGAGCUCCGUCUCUCAGAAGGGUUCACGUCGAGACAGCCAGGCCACUCAUUGAUGGGCCUUUGUAUUCCUUAUUGUUUUCAUGUUGGGAUAUCCUCGCCUGGCUUUGUGAUUUACAGCGUGAUCCAGGCGUUUCUACUUUUCUCUCUUUUGUCUCUCUUUCUAUUACUCUCUUCCCCCCUAUUCUCCUGUUUCCCCCCCCCCCCCCCC
Messenger RNA from Penicillium brasilianum, 6267 nucleotides. NCBI's taxonomy places the organism in Eukaryota, Fungi, Ascomycota, Eurotiomycetes, Eurotiales, Aspergillaceae. The record is from the annotation of a GenBank genome assembly.